Messenger RNA from Cladocopium goreaui, 1152 nucleotides. The record is from the annotation of a GenBank genome assembly. Lineage: Eukaryota; Dinophyceae; Suessiales; Symbiodiniaceae.
AUGGUGCCCGGAAGUUGCUGGCCCUCCUGUGAUGCCCGGCUGAGCCUUGCGGCAGCUUCCCGGUUGAAGGCCUUUGGUGAUCAAAGCUGGAUCCAAAGGCAUGGUCCGCUGCGCCAAUCUGAGAAGCCAUACGUGCAAAAGCACUUGGUUGCCCUACAGGCUGGGCGCCUUGCCCACCUCAAGCGCUGGGCCUGCGCCCUGACCUCCACGCUCUUCACCUGGCUGCGCCGUGCCAGCGAAGCCACGGAGGGCCCACAGGGCCGACAGGGCCGACGGAGAAGGUAUCCAGCCAUUCCGGGAGAGGAACGUUUGGACCUGAGUCCAGCUGAGAAGCGAAAAUGGCGCAAGGAGCAAAGGUGGUUGCAGAAAAAGGAACGGCGAAGAUCGCAGAGGGCUGCCGAGCGACAACGAGCUGCUCGACGGAAGAAGGCAGCACUGCAGGAGAAGUUGGCCGACAAGAGUGAAGAAGAGCGAAAGGCCUACUGGGAAGAACAACAAAGAUUAAAGGUGGCAAGGGAGCAAUCAGUGCGGCAAGCCUUUGCACAUGGUAACCCCAAGGUGGUGAUCAAUUGUAGCUUUGGCGAUCUCAUGCCUGCUCGGGAUAACAAGUCCUUAGCCUCCCAGGUGAAGCUGGCCUACGCGUUUCUGAAGCGAAGCAUGGCUCACGUGCAGUUGCACGUGACAUCCUUGGAAGAUACCAACCCUGCUCUGCCAUACUUCAAGGCAGUGGGCAUGGAUGGAUGGCAGGUCCACGUGCACAAAGAGAGCGUGUGGGACCUGUACAGGACAGAAGAUCUCGUGGUUCUAUCACCAGAUGCAGAUGAAGACUUGGAUCAAGUGGAGGAGGAUAAGAUCUAUGUGAUCGGCGGCUUGGUGGACCGAAGGCCGCAAAAGAAAAGGAGCCGCACGCAAGCAGAAGCGCAAGGUGGCUCAAUUCAGUUGAGAAAGCUUCCGCUGAAGCGGUUUGCUCCUAAAGGAAGCUAUCCAAUCCUGAAUAUUGAUGUGGUCGUGAAGAUACUGGCUCAAAGAAAGCUGCGCAGAGGCCCUGAUGCUUGGCCUGAUAUACUCUCUAAUUGCAUUCCACAUCGGCAUUUGUCCAGAAAUGACAAGGCUCCCGAUACAUUAACAAAGUGCUGUGUGAUCUGCGUGUAA